GGGAGCAAUGAUAAAAACAUUGAGUAAAUGAUAAAGGAAGAACUAGGCUAACAAUACAUGUAGCCCAAAAAUUUGUAUUAUUAUGUUGCCUAGAAAAGGAUGGAGAUGUGUGGCUGGCCGGUCUGCAUUCCGUCUUCAAUCAGAAAUGCAAUAUACUGGCAAAGGACCAUCCAGGUUAACUCAGGCAAGUGAAAGAAGGGGGUUCAGAGGUUUGUCCCUUGAAACUCGGUCACUAUGUCCCUUAGUGUCAAUAUGGCAAAAAAUACCGCGACGCAAUUGCUUGCUCUGCAGUUUCUACAAUCUACGUGUAUUUAUUUAUAAAGAAUGGAAUACAACAACAAACACAAUAGACUAAAGGUAGAGAUCUGAGUUUUGUUAUAUUUAAGUUUGAAGAUGAAAUUGAGGAGGCCUAGCCUACAAAAAAAAGUGCUACAUAACAAUAAAAAUAGUAGCCUCUACUCUGCCUAAACUUAGACUUAAUUAAAUAAAACAACCCCUAAAAGCAAAGUUUUUCCUAAAAUCCUUUUAAAAAAAUGUAAUAUCGAGAAAUGAGGGGGUGGUAAUGAAAAUUUCACAUGACAUAACAGACAUACAAGUAGUUAAAGUAGCACACUUUACAAGAAUCCCAAUAAGUGUCUUCCCCCCCCCCUUUUUUUUUUCCCAACUGAUAUACAAUACAAGUAACACUUAACUUUAUAAUUAUAAGAAUCCCAAUUAGUCGCCCCUCACCCAGGCUUGCAACAGCACAAUUUAUCCAUGCCCCUGAAUCAUAGUAUAAUUAUUAUUCUAAUGACCCACCGACUUUUACACAGAAGAUUUAUUUCAAAACUAUUUCAGAAAAAAAAUAUAUUACUCACCAUACGCCCUUGCAAUAUUUUUAUAAAAAGAAUCUCAUUUAGCGCAGUUAUCAGAAAUUUUAUUUUGUGAAAUCAGCGUCAUCAUAUUUCAUUCAUUUGCUCCUUGAAAAAUGGGGAAAAUUUAUUUUUGGGCAAUUGGUUGGGGAGUGGGGCUGAAAAUUCUACAGCAUGUGUUGUCAUUGGCAACAAGUCUAUGUGUCAAUUUUAAGCUCAAUAAGUUGACGGGAAGUGUGUCACUUAGCCAUCUGAAGAUUUUGUCAGCAAACCACGAUCAAAAGCGAAGUAAAUAUAAAGGAUUAAAAAAUCUACUCAUUCUACUCUGAGUCUACUGAGUGCUAGUAAUCAAUGACACCAGUAAGUAAUAGAAAUACAAAUACUGAAGUUCAAUGGGCUUCCAACUGUUGCACAGUAGAAUAUUUGAUAGUUAUUUAUAGUAGUAAUAAAUCUAUAAAUUAUUUAAUAGGAAUUAAAAGAACAUUACUAACACUGUAGUUGUUAAGAAUUACAUUCAUUAUCAUUAACCGAUUUGUAAUUACUGUUAACUACUCAAAUUAGCUGCAACCAUGCUGUUACCAUACUACUCGGUCUUACUAUUAACUUUUAACAAAUGAUAUCAAUGAAACCGCAUUCAAUUUGUUUGCGCCAAAAUCAUGUAAAGACAGUAUAUUUCACCUUUUUUUUUUUGGCCUGGUGAAGUAAAAAAAAAAGUAGUGUUUUUUAACUGCUGAGCUGGUUGAAUUGUGUGUACAGAAGUUUGAGUAUGUUUUUAAUCUUAAGUAUUGUUGGUCAACAGAGACAAAUAAUUGUUCAUAAAACUUAUUACAGGUCCCACAAUAGCCUUCAGUGUCUCAAGUGUUAAAUUGAACCCUUUAUGGCACUUGUCUUUUAUGUUUAAAUUAAUGUAACAUGCAAUAUAAUUUUUACACCCCCCUCCUCCUCCAUUAUGCCUUGAUUAUCUAUCUUUGUAUCUGACUUUCAAUUUAAAAAAACACACUUCAAACCUGGUUAUUCUUACAAUUUGGCUUACAAUGUUUGAUUUUGAGAUAUUUUUUUCUAUUGUGCACAGACCUGUCAGAAUUACAAAUUUAAGAGGCGGGUAAAUAAAAAUAUAUUUGGCAGCUUUUAUGAUUAAAAAUAAAAUAUAAUUUCUGUUAGUUUUAGCCCCUUUCGACAUUUGGCAGUGAAUGGAAUUAGAAAUAUGAUUGGUUUGAAAGCCAUAAAAUAACACCGCCACGUUUCAUAAUGAUGGUGAUGAUCGUCAUAUUGUUUCAUUGCAUUUUCACAAUGAACAAAAUAUGCUAACAGUAACAUUAGCAUAGUCUCCAUAGUGACAAGUUUUAGUCAACAUUUGCUUUUGUUUUCUUUGGUGCUUUAUGACGUAAUUUUUUUUACAUAAUUAUUUCGUUCUUUGGCUAAACUGCAGCAAUUGAGAAAAUGGAGAAAACUACAGAUUUUUUUUUUUAAAUUCAUUUCCAACUGCUCCGCUAAUUAGCACUAGAUUUUGAAAUAUUUUAAAAGAUCUAGUAAGCUGAAUUUGAAAUCUAAUUUUAGCAGUCACUGAGCAGCUGUACAAUUUUAAUACACCAUCUCUGCUUUUCCCCCUUUCUCUCAUUACAGCUCGCAGUAGUUAUUAGCAUUAAAUAUGUAAUGCAAAACUAUAUUCAGUCAUAGGCCUAAGUGCAACCCUGCAUUUUUGAAUUUAUAAAAAAAUUCUGGAAAUUCAUGCGGGUGAAUUCUGCGGGCGUCCCCUAUUUCCGCUCCCCACCCUAUUUUAGUCUAAAAUUAGUGAUCACACGCACAUUUUAAUUUUGCAAUAAAGUGCUGUAUAUAAAUAUAAUUAGCGUCAGUCAUCUACUUUGGAGAGGGACCUUUUUUAGACAUGCUGUGAUAAUAGUAUUGUAUACAUAAUACUGUAUGGUUAUUUAUUUACUAUUACAAUAUGGCAUUGUACUAUUUUGAGAUGGUAAAGCACUAUUCUGGAAAGAUUGGACCAUUUUGAUAGUUGGAGAGUAACCAGGUCUGACACUUCAAGUUUUUAUUAGUUUUGCUAGUAGCACAUCACGUAAAUGUGUAUUCAAAAUAUUUUAAAAAGGAAAUUAAUUAAUGUCACAUUUAAUUUUGUUUUAUAUUCUGUUCACAUAUUUUGUUUUUGUUAACUAUAUCGAUUCCUAAAUAUUUACGAACUCACAUAUUUUCACAUGCAGCUUCCACGACAUCUACUAAACAACAUUCCGGAAGGAAAUGAUGUAGUUGACAUAAUUUUUGCACUAGACAGACUCAGUGUUCAACAUUGUACAGAACGAAAUACAAACUCUGAUCCUAAUAAUGAUGAGGCUUUCAUUGAACUAAAGGUAUUUUAUUGGUAUACAUAACUGUUGAAGUUUUAAAGCAAAAUAAUUAAAAGUUAUAAAAUAACCUAAUUGGUGAAAAUAAAUAUUUUGUAAUUCACAGAGACAAAUAAGUAAACAGGCACUCAAAUUGUUUAUAGACAUUAGUAAAAUACUACAUAAAUUUUCAGGCAAGUCGUUUUACUUAUGUUGUCAAAGUAAUGUUUCACUUAACAUUGUUCGGGUUUAAAAAUCAUGUAGGUGUAAUUUAUCGUUUUAAAAAUUUUCCUUGGUGUUUCAUGUUUCAGAAGGUCCUAGGCAUGUUAAUGAGUUUUGAACCCAGGCGUCCCCAUGGUAAUGAUGUACAAACAAACGAUGAAAAUCAAGAUAAAUUUGCAAAGAAUUUUUCUAAUUUAGGUGGUGUUGAGGUAUGAUUCAAUAUGAAUUAAUUGGGCUUAAAUUUGCCUCGGGCAGUCAACUAUUAAUGGUUUGACCUUCAAAGCAUUUAGCAUUAAUUUACUUAUUUAGUUAAAGCUGGACAGGGAAGUUGGGAGCAGAUGCUUUAUGUUGGAAUAAAUAGAACAAAAUGUUUGCCAAAUGUGUUAUUAUUGUAUAAUAACUCUUCACUCUAUUAUUAUUAUUAUUAUUAUUAAACCUCUUUAAGCUGUAAUGUUUGGUCUUAAAACUUUCUUUUCCUAAUCCCCCCACCCCCAUAUAUUUAUAUAUAUUUCUUUUUAAAUAUUUUUUUUACUUUCCAAGAUCAUGGUUAGAUUUUUAAUGGCUGGUACUGUGUUACCCAAGAUUGCGUUAAGUAGAGCAGAAAAAAAGGGUAAGGUUGCAUGGAAAACUAGUAUUUAAUAUUUAACUCUUUAACAUUUAAUGUUUCCUCAGACUCUUACUCGUAUUUUCCAUAGAAAAACUUUUCUUUGAAUUAAAUUAUAAACAUAAAUUAUAUAAUUACUUUUUAUUAGCACAAGUAAUAAACAGAUAACUUAAAUAAUUCCUUUUUAUCUACACAUUAAGGAUCUUGAGUAAUAAUGUCACAUAAUCACAUAUUUUGACAAUUUAAAAAAAAAAAUAAGCAAACAGUGAAUUUGACAUUGAAUUCAUAUAUGACUAUUUACUUACUUUCUACAGCACUUGUAUGUGAGGCUCCGCGAGCAUUAAGACUGAAAAGUCUUGUUUUAGAGAUAUUAAUUAAACUCAACACUGGGGUAAGAACACUGACUUGUCUUUCCUUUCACUUUUUCCUACGGUCAUAAGCUAAGGAAUAAACAUAAAAUUUAAAUGGAGAAAUAAUGCACAACCAUCCUCUACAAGUUUCUUUUAACGACUGCUAACAAGAAUAUGUAUGCAGGCCAAAGGCAGUCUGGACAAUAGUCAUAAUUACAUGAAAUAUAGUCACCAACUUAAAGGCGGGAAGGGCGUUCCUUAACAAACUCAAAUACAUUCAAUAAAACACAAUAUUCUGUGCGCAACAAUUACUAGUGAAUUCCCAUACUAGACAGCCCCCCACUAUAUUGCAAAAUCAACGCAGACUUUCUUUACUGGAAUUAUUUCAAAUGAGUUAAAAUGAAAGCAAUGAUUUCUGUGAUAUUCCAUGAGCUAGAAAUAACAUUAUUAGCCUUUGUGGUGAUGGCGAGGUGAGAGUCAAAUAUUGACAAUUUUAGCCCAGGCUUAGUCGUAUCAUUGCAGAUAAAUUCAUUUGGGAAAGGGUGGAAAUCGAACAGAAAAGACAAAUAUUAGAUAAAAACACAAUUUUUUUAAUGCCAUUAGAGAAGAUACCUUGUUCAAUGUAGUUUCAGAAAAUAUAUACUUUUAAGGGUCUCUGAGUUCAUUUAGUAUAGGAUAUUGACAUUUUCAACAAGCAAAUGAAAAUGCUAACAACUGCUUGACACUACAGAAAAAAUGCAUUUGACAGCUAUGAGGUUAAAAAAGCCAUUUUUUCAAGCAAUAUUCAUUUUAAAAAAGAGUAAUACAAAGUGUGGUACAUCAUUUAGCCACGUAUGUAUUUUUUGGGCUGCAUUAUAAAAAUGUGCAAAUAUAUGUGAGCUGGAGUAGUGAAAUUUUUCAUAUCACUUUUCUGUUACUCAAAUAUUUUGUCAAUCAAUACAUGUUUUUUAAACACAAAUUUAAGGCUUAUUCAUUUCCGACCUUUCAGUGUGUGGCAGAGAAGGCACUUUCAAAAGAGCUUUUUUGUGAUGAAACAAUGAAUUACCUGUUUACACUGUUAGCCAACAAAAAAACAUUUGUAAAUGCUUGUCAACUUAUAGAAGAUAUUUUACAACAUAGGAAAGAUGUCUUAGAUUUGCAUCGGAUCAGUAAGUUAAAAAGAGUUUGUAUGAGUAAUUUGAAAUAUGUUUGUAGUAGUGAGCUACAAAAGACAUAAUAUGUAAUUAUAAUAUCCUGGUUAUCAAUCUUUAAUGCUGCAAGUUUCUGACUCUUUGUUGUUUUUUUAUGAUGCUUUUAUAAAUAAUGUGCUGCAUUAAGCAGGCUUUUUACUUGAUUUUAUGGAUGCCUCAGUUUAAAGCUGUAUAAAUGAGGUUUAAAAAUUAAUUUCGCUUUCUUCAAGUGCAUGUUAAAUUAUUUUACAAUUGCCUUUGAUAUAACAAUUUUUUAUCCAUUUAUUAAACCUCAAACUUUCCAAAUAUUUGAUGUCAUUACUAAUUUAACUAUUCUUAUCUCAAGCUAACCUGCGUGCACUUUUGACAUGUCUUGAUGACUCACAGUUAGCCAACUUCUGUAGGAUAUUAGCAGUGGCCAUCUCAGACUUAGAUAUAUAUGAAAACAAGUCUUCAUGUAAGUUCACAGACAUACACGAUAUGUAGGUUGCCUUGGGUUUAGUAAUAAUUUCAUGUAGUGUUAACCUGAGGAAGGAAUUCACUGUGGUAACCUACAGGUCUUAAUGAUUCUUUCAGUACGUCUUUUGCUUAUUGCUGUAACAACAAAAUAUGGGACUAACUUUCCAGAUAGAUAGUUUGUUUAAGCACUUGGGGACACUAUAGUUUGUGUAAGUACUUGAGGGACCCUAUAGUUUGUGUAAGUACUUGAGGGACACUAUAGUUGUGUAAGUACUUGAGGGACACUUGUGAAUAUAGUGGGUAAUCAAUCUCCUAUAGAGCCAUCUCACCGGCAGUUGAGUUCUUGCAGAAUAAGAAAAUAAGGUGGUGUCUCUUCUGGGUUAGGGAGUCUUAUUUCAGGUUUUUUUAUUAGAUAAAAUUAUGUUAAAACUUUACGAGCUACUAGUUUUUAAUAGGCCUCAAAAGCUAUUAGUCAUAAUUAAAAUGACUACAUUCUAAAAACUUCUUCCUUUCGUUGAUGCAAUUUAUAGGUGCAUUACGUAAUGUUUUAUAUUUGAUAUUGAUAUAUUUUGAACUGCCUCAGAAUCUACAUCAGAAAAAAAAAACUUUUUUCAAACUUUCCUUGUUUGGCCUGUUUACCUAUAUUUAAGAUCAAAUAUCUUAAUAUUUUACAGUUGAUCCUAUAACAAAUUUGGCAGUUUGUUGGACAUAAUAAGGUUUUUACUAAUUAUUUAACUAUUUUUUAUUUGCAGUAUUUGCACAAAAUAAACAGAAAAGGAGUAAAGGUUUUGUAAAUCUCCGAGAUAUUAAUCAAGGUAAAGAUGGCCUUCAUUCAAUCUUCUAACUUCUAAAUCAAAAUUCUGAUUUAACUUACACUGUAAAUCCAUGCAAGACACAUCAAACUAACAUGCACCCUGUGAGAGAAAUCAUGCUUCCAAUUAUUGGAAAGUCUAAUAUUAUUUUUCGUAAUAAGUUCCUGCUCUAGCAACCAAUGAAAUUUGAUUUAAUAUUAGUUUGUUCUUUUCAAAAAAAUUGGAUAUCUUUGAAUUUCAUUAAUGUGGGUGAAAAAAUUAUUUAAAUCAGAUAAUUAGAACAAAAGUUGUAAGCAUUUUAAAAUUGUGCAUAAUUAGGUAAUUUUGUUUAUACCUUGACAACUUUAAAAAAAAAAAAAUACUUAUAUUGCUUUUAUUUAUAAAAUAAAAAGACUGUUAUUUUUGGAAUAGAGCAUACUUCAUAGAUAAAUAGUUUUCUAAUAUUACGUUUUUUACCAAAAAAAUUAAGAUUUUAUGGGUUUAACCUGCUAAUACAUGACUAUUUACAGUAUUAAUAAUUAUUCCCUUGAAUUUAAAAGAACUUAAUCUUUAAAAUUAAAAGACAUAAUUCCUCUUUCUUAGCUAAACAGUUCUUAAAUCUCGUUGCAUUUAUUACUUAUUUUAAAUUUUAAAUAAACAUCUAUUGUGAAUUUUUUUUCUUAUGAUUUAGAAUUAUUACUGGGCAUACCUGACUUAUUACCUCGUCUUGUACAGAUUGCCAUUAGUAAAGAAUGUGAGUAUACAAACUUGUUUAUUGCAAAUACCACAUUUGUGAAAAAUGGGUACAUUAAUAAAAAAAAAAUUAUAUUCAUAUAUUAUUAUUAUUAUUAUAAUUAAAGUGGUCUUAUUUACCGCGGUACCCCAGCCUAGGGCAAGGCUCAACGCACUUGAUUUAAAAUUAGCACACAAAAAGCAACCCCAAAAAAAAUACAAUUUAGUCAAGUUUUCUUAUAAUUUAGGUCACUGUUAUCAAGAUCUAUAAGACAAAAUUAUAUUCUCUUUGCAAGGCUUUAAAAGUGUAUCAUCAUUUUCUUUUGAGUUUAAAGAUAAAAAAUAAGAAAGUUGAUAAAGCAAUGUACUCCUUCAUUUUUAAACAUUUUUCUCUUUAAAAACUAGAAUUUUGUUAAAAUUGUAUAUACAGAUUUAAAAGAAUUAAGCAUCAGAUACUGCUUUCAUGGUGGUAAAAAACUAUACCUUCAGUGCCUUAAACCCCCCCCCCCCCCCCCCCCCCCCCCCCCCCCUCCCUUUUUCUUUUUAAAGUGCAUAAAUCUUGGUAUUUGAUAUUAAGUAAUGCCCAUAGGAAACUCUGCAAACCUUUCUGCUCUAAAGUAUUUUCUAUGUACCACAAAAUAGAUACACCACGCUAUAGGGGAAUGCCUAGUGAGCUGGAUUGUUGGAUGGAGUGGAUUGAUAACCAAAUGGCUGAUGAAGUGUAUGAGCCACAAGCUUCUGAUGAUUUUGAUGAUUUUGUUGGAGGUCAGUGCUUGGCCCUUUGGACAUUGGAAAAGGGAUUUCAAUGUUUUAUUCUAAUUAUUUAUAUGUUAUAAAAUUAAAAGACCUGUUUCGUCUUACGACUUUGGCGUACAAUGUACGAUUUUGAGAUGUCUUUUACAAUUGUACUCAGUGACCUGCAAUUUUAAGGGUCCGGGUUAAAAAUAUAUUCAUUCCAAUAGUUUUUCUGAUUAAAAAAGAAAAAAAGUAUAAAAAAGAACAUUUUCGGUUGUUAGUUUUCACUUACAUUUGCAUUCAACAUCCAGCAAUGAAUGAACUUGCUAGAAUAGGCAACCGUAAUAUUAGUGUAGUUGCCCCAUGUCAGUUUUGGUCAAUUCAGGCCCACCCUUUUGAGGAAGGGUGUCGAUUUUUAAGAUUUUGCCUACACGUGUGGGAGGGGAGUCUUGGCAAAAAGUAUGUACGUUAUUAAAAAAUUUGGCUUUUUUGCAUGGGUACAAUAUAGAUGGCCCCUUGCGUUUGUUUGCUUUGGCGCUUUUUGAUGUAAUUUAGUGACAAUUAUUUCUUACGGUUGAACAGCGACUAUUCAGAAACAGAGGAAAAUAGAAAGUGCAUUCUCAACUGUUACGUACAGCAACAUUAGAUUUUGACCUAUUUUAUAGGAUCUGAGAGGGCCUUUGGAAUCUAUUUUUAAAUGUACAAAACAGCUGUAUGAUUUUUAAUACCCCCUCUUCUUUUCAACCAUUUACGCUUGUGGCAGUUAUCAGACUGUAAUAUCUAUUUUUAGAAGCUACCUUUUUUUGACACCAGCUUAACUCGAUUCCACUAGUCACUUGAUGGGAAUCGUUAUUGUAUUUAUUAUAUAUACUGUAUGUUUAUUUACUAUUAAGUUACUGUAUAUUUUUACGAUUUUUAGAUGAUAUUGUGCCAUUUUAGAUAUUUGAGAUUAAACAGGUCUGUAAAAUUAUUUCAGAUCUAUACUUAAUUUGAACAUUUUUUUGUUCCAUUGAAAUAAUUAAUAUAUAGAGCUUAUUUUAAUCUUGCCAUUUAACCUCAAGAAACAACUGAAGAACAAAAAGCUUAUACAGAGAAACCUCUGUUUAUAAACUGAAAUGCAUCUGUAUUCUCUAACAAACUUUCUUUGACAGGUGUAUCUGAACCAACAUCAGAGGGUCAUCCAAUGGUGGCCCAACAGGCGCUGACCAUCACAGAGGAACUAGUCCAGAGGGUGGAGGUUGUUUAUGUCCUGGGCUUAUUUUUGCUAGGGAAGCAUAGAAAAAAGGUUGGUUGUAAAUCCUCGCAGACUAUUUAAUGCGAGCAAUUCGUGGAGGUGUUAUUUAUGGAUUUGUUGUAAAAUGCAGUACUUGUACUGAUGGAUAUAACAUGCUGGAGCUCAAGAGUCAAUUAGAUGGCAGGAUUGAACCUACACACAGACAGGCUCAUCAGUGGCUUUGGAACAGUUAAAUUCAAAAUUUGAUGCUUAAAAACUGGGUUGACCUGUGGUUUUUAAUGAUUAUAAAGGUCAAAGGUAAUGCUUUAUAGUUGAUAUAAUUUAAAACUGAAAUAGUUCAAAUGGAAAUAAAAAGAAUUAAAUAAAUUACUGUAAAAAAAGCCUCAUUUUUUUGAAUACCUAUACCUUUUUUUUUUUAAACUUACAUAGGUGCAGAGAAAACUGGCUGAAUUGAAGCUUGCAUCAGGUUUGAGUGACUUAUUCGACCAAUUUAUCUGGAAGUGUCAGGUGUAAGUGGAAACAUGCAAAAGUUUUCUUUUAGUGUUAUUUGAACUCUCACUGGUGUUAGCUAACAUUGACUGUUUUGUCAGGGUUUCCCUUAUUGUAUUGCAGUUAUAUAAACGGUGCUGACAAUUUUAGCCUUUUUUACAUUAACAGAGGUCGCUCACAAACAAGGCAUCGAUUAAGAGGACACAAUUCCUCGUGCGAGUGUAGUCCGGUAAGUUAAUUAUUAAUAAUUUAAAUUUCAUUUCAUAAUCGAAACCCCCUUUAAAAAAAAUUGGUCCAGAAAAUCUUUACUUCCUCGUAGUUUUGAUUAUUAUAAACCUAGCAUUAUUUUACGUUCCUUUACUUUAAAUAAUGUGUUAAAUUUGUGUCAUUUACUUUCCAGGAGGUGGCACUCAAAAUUCAGUUUUUACGGCUCGUGCAUAGUUUCUGUGAUCACUCAGAGUGAGUAAUCUCUGCAUUGUUAUGACAAUAUUUAUUUUUAGACUUUAUUUUAAUGGCUUAAAAACAACCAUUUUGAACCUGUAAAUUUUAUGAAUCCUUAAUUGUUUUUGCCUAGCAUCAUGGAUAAUAAAUUACCUUUUUUAAUUCUUGACUGAAAAUUUACUUUUUUACAUUAUGGAUAUUAGAUAACCCUUUUUUUAAUCCUCGACUGAAAUAUAAUGACUUUUUCUCUGUUAAUAUGACCGAAACAAUAAUUUUGUUAUAAUUUAAAGAUUAUUCUGUCUUUUUUCCUUCCUCCAGUUUCAAGCAUUUAUUGUUGUCUAAAAGUGAACUUAAUGAAGUGAAAAAAAUUAAUAGUAAGUAAUUUUUUAACAGUAUUUUAAUAGUAGUCAUUGUAAUAAUUACCUAGAAAUUUCUCUUCUUGGCUUAGUUGGAAAGACAUUUGCCCGUGUCGCGCUUAAACGAUUGCAGAGUCUGGCUAAUCGCAUCUACCCAUAGGCCCAGUAUGGUUUCCGAAGUGGUCGUUUAACUAUAGACAUGAUAUUUUCGCUACACCAAUUGCAGGAGAAGUGUCAUUUACAUUGCUUUCAUUAGAUACUUCGAUGAAACAAGGGAGACUACUAUUUUUUUUGUAUCCAAAAUGGGCGUCUGCGCCGAAAAAUCCGAGUUUUUAAUUUUCCGAUGUGUGUUUCUAUUUAAUAUUAAAUUAGUUCUUUCCACAUAUAUUUGAGUUCCGUUUCCGGGCUUAUAAUUUGGAAGACAUCUUGGCCUACAUAUCUAGCCAGCUAUUUUGCUUUUUUCAAUCGACCUUUAUUUUGAAAAUUUUGGUAUAUAUAAGGCAUCUUCGCAUACAAAAUUGUUUGUGAAAUAAUGAGAUAAGGCCCUUUUUGAUUAAAUCUGUAUGAGCAUUAGAUAUUGAUCUAUAUAUGUGCCAAGUUUCAUUGAUGUAGGUCGUGUCUCACGUUUGUUACGCUUGUUACAGUGACCCAUAUCACCAUAAGGUGGCUCAGCCUAAUUUCGACAUGGCGUGGGCCACGCCCCCUUUUUAAUGGCGGAAGUUGCCGAUACUUAGGAAAUAUUUAAUUAUUACCAUUUUGAAGACAUUUAAACUGGAAUGUUUUAAUUUGAGCUUUAAAAACCCUGCAGAGUCCAUAUUAUAAAUGAUCAGAAUUUUCCCUGUGCAACACGUUGUCAUUGGCAACCAUUCACAGCCACGUGCAUAACGGCUAUAUCGUAGUACUAUCUCAGAGUUUCAUUCAUAAGAGUUUGCCAUGUGCAAAAGCUAUUAAACCAUUGGUCAGGGAAAGCUUUUAUUAAUUAUUCAUGUGCCAAAGUUGAAAGUUUAAAAUAAGUCGACGCUAAACAGUAUUUUAGUGAUAAGGGAAUGCGUUGCCUUAUAUAAACUAUAUAGUCAUUGCGCAUGACGCGAUCAGCGGAAUGAGGUCACAGAAUGUGGAGAUGCAGUCCAUGUUAAAAAGGACAAACCAAGUCGUACUUUAAAAAUUCAUAACUUUAAAACUACAACAGCUAAAAAUAUGAUUUUGGUGUAAUAAUUCUGUAAAAAAAUUAGCUCUAUUCAACUGUGCCAUUGGUUUAUUUUUACAAAAUGUUUACAUUUUUGACCAAAGUAUCUACUUUCAUAGAUCUGACCAAGGCAUUCGACUUGGUAAGUUGGAGUGGCUUAGCAGUAUUUUGCAUAAAAUAGGUUGACUUCACUACUGCUCACAAUCAUACAGUCAUUUCACGAAAACAUGCUCAGCUCAGUAACCCUCAAUGGUGCUGUUUCUGAGGGACUCCCAAUCAGCAGUGGAGUAAAACAAGGUUGUGUAUUGGCAGGUACUGUGAAGACGGAGUGUACAUUCAAUCCAGGUCUGAUUGUAGAUAGGCUGUUCAAUGCCGCCUUCCUUCGUGCUAAGACCAAGUUAACAAAGGUGCUAAUUCGUGAACUGCUGUUCGCUGACGAUGCUGCCUUAACUGCUGUUCUCUGAUGAUGCCGCCUUAACUGCUGUUCGCUGACAAUGCCGCUUAAGCAUUGCAGACAGAAGAAGGUCUUAAGUGGAUAGUUAAUUGCCUGUAAUAUACUUUGGACUGUCAAUUAGUUUACAGAAAACAAAUAAUAAUAAUAAAGUUUAUUUCAAAAACACGCUUCACCCCCAAAGGAUCAAAGCGCAUGAUGUCAUGAUACAAGAAGCUCGAUGGCAGGAGAAGGCGUCUAACACAGCGGUUUUGGAAGGUGCAAAAAUUUGAAGCACAUUCUCCACUCUUAGCAAGAGGCGCCUUCGCUGGUUAGGCCAUGUAAGGAGAACGGAGAAAGGCAGUAUCCAAAGGAACCGCUGUAGGGAGAGUUGGCAGAAUGGGAAAGACUUAUUGGACGGCCGCAGCUGCGAUUUAAGGACAUUUGCAAACAGAGCAUGAGGGAAGCCAACAUAGAAAUCAAAUGGGAAAUCAUUGCGGAGCACCGCUCCAGCUGGCGAACUGCAGUUUAUAAAGGGGUAAAAAGACAGAAAGAUGCGCGAAAUAAAGUCCAGCUGGUGAGCAGCAGUUUAUAAAGGAGUAAAAAGGACAGAAAGAUGCGCGAAACAAAGUCCAGAAGGCGAGCAGCAGUUUAUCCAGGUUACAAAAGAACAUUAUGGAAGGCCAAAUUUAACCAGGAGUCAAGGUAGUAAGCCAUUUUAUGAAGUGUCCAUAGCUACUCCAUCGUCUUGUGAAACGGAGGGAUGCCAUAUAUUAUAAUAGCACUAAUUUAUUAUGUUUUAUUAUUAUAUUGCCUUGUUGUUGUUUUUUUUAUUCAUCAAAGGUUUUUUAUCAUUUAAUUAUUUUUUUCUUUAGUUCGAGCUGGUGGUCUUACACUUCAAACUCUAGACACUAUUAACAAGUGAGUAGUGAUGAUUCUUGCUUGCAAGAAUUUUAAUUACUAAGGAUAAGCAAAAAUUAUUUUGUAAAACGGUUAAUGACAUGUCACAUGAGCAUUGUAUUUGUUUGUUUGGAUGAAAGGUUUUAGUUGCUGACCUCUUUGAGCAAUUGUUUCCGUAUUCAGCUUAUCCUUCUGACCUAAAUUAGACACUCAGCUUAGUUUGGUAACUAUCAAGGCCUGACAAAUUUUCCUUUGACAGAUUAAAAAAAUAUUAAAAGAUCUUAAUUCUGUAAAGCAUUAUUUUCAAAUAUGAUUUUUUGUUUAAAUUUUUGUAAAUCACAAAAAAUAAAUUUAAUGAAUGAUAAAAAAAUAUAAUAAUAAAAAUAUAAGGAUUUUGCCUUGAAAAAUGUGCUUUUUUUUGUACCCUCUUUAAUUUUCUUUGUUUACCUAUAAAUGUAUUUUUUUUUUUUUAAAUAAUGUUUUAUUGUGAUACUUAAAUAUUUUGUUUCAAUAGGCAACUCAUGUGUCGAGGUUCCAGGGGCCUUCUUACAAAAAUUGUGGAAGUGAUGAAGAAGGAACCAACAACCUCGACCUUCAGGUUAUGGUUUGUUUCGUUUGAAUAUUUUUUUAAUUAAAAAAAAAAUUUACUUGUUAAGCUUUCUUUAGAGUUCAAUCUUAAAUGUUUGACACCUAUCUUGUGAGAAGGGAUGUUAAAUAUUUAUACUUUUUCAAGCAAUUUAUUAAGAAAUAUGCGGCAGGUUUCACCAAAUGCAUAAUUAUUCAGAAACUGCCAAAAGCUUAAAAAGGAAAUCUCUCUUGCAUCAGGUAAAGGACCUUAAGGAGCCAAUACCACUCCCUGGAAAUAGAGAAAAAAAUUACUCAUGUUCCAGAAAGUCCACCUUAUGCUGCCCUCACUCUCCCUACCAUACGUUUAAUUUUGACCAAUAUGACGGUGGCAAACAACAUCCCAGCACAUGUAGAGAGCGGGCGGCUGCCCUUUGAGUCAAUCGGGGUUACUACCCCUGUGAGUCUCCUAUACCCAUUUGGAGGGCCGCCAAGUGAGAAACUGUCAGGACUGCAGCAUCAAACUUCAAUGAUUAGUUUGGUGCUGUCAGUAAGGCGCUGGAAAGGGUGCAGAUGAGAGAAAACUUACAGUACAACCAGAUGUUGUGAUCUUCACUGAUUCACUGUCUGCUCUGAUGGGGUGAAAGAGUUGAUUGAUUUAUUGAAGUGAUGACCAUAUUCCUGACUUCUUGCAAGGACAAAGUUUGAGAACUUGGGAUCAUAUUUAAAUAAGAUAUUUGCAUUUAUGACUCUGUAUUGGUGUAAUCCUAUUUUCUUUAUUCAGGGUUCUCAUCAUUUGCUGCUUUAGGCAUCUCUAUAAUCUUUAAAUAAUUUCCACCUGUUCACCAUUUAAACACAUCUUUAUGAACAAAGUAAAAUUCAUUCAUUCAGUUGCUUUUUUUAAGAGAGGCGGGUUGUUUUGCUUGAAUUAGGCUGAUCAUUGGAGACGAUGUAAUAAAUAUACAGGGGCACCAUGCUAAUUAGCCUGAGGUCAGAUCAUGGCUAGGCUACAUGAAGUGGGAAUGUAUUAAGUGGAACUAAUUAAUGAUACCCUAAAUCAGUGGUCGGCAAAUCAUGGCUCCCCUGCCGCAUGCGGCUCUUCAGCGACUUGAGUAUGGCUCUGCCAAUCGGCCACAAAUCGGUUUUGACUCCGAAAAAUAUGGUUCUUGACAGGUUCUUGAAAAGAAAUAUGGCUCUCAAAACAAAUUUAAUCGCCCUGCUUCUGAUUUUCGGCUCUUUUGACUAAUGAGUUUGCCGACCACUGCCCUAAAUGGCUUUCAGCAACUAUGGAAUGUCAAAAGAUAAGGAAAUAGACCCAAAUGGAACCACAAGGGUUGGAGAGACCUAAGUGUCCAGAAAAAACAUGUCCCCCUGUAGAGUCUGACCAACUUGAACAUUCUCUGAGAUGUUUGUGACAGAACUUAUUAAAUAUUCUGGAGUUUCACCAGCUGAACACAAAAUUGUGAAAAUUAAAUGGAAAUUUUGUGGAAAGGAAGUGAAACCUGAUUUAACAGACAUUGAUGUGUUAAGCUACCAUUCGGUUAGUUGAUUCUCUUGCACAUAUGAUCAACAGGUUUUGGUUAGCAAGAGCAGUGGAAAGCUACUUACGAGGGGACACAUCAUACUGUGAUCAAAUCUUUCUCAUGAGGCGUGGUCUUCUAACAGUAAUUAAUUUUUUUUAAAUAUGUAUUUAUUGUCAUAAACUUUGCAGGUGUUAAAAUUAAGAUGGUUGAAAUUCAUAUUUUGAUUUUAUAUAGAUGUCUUGAUAGAUGUACAAUUUUUAAUUUAAAUGACAAAGUUUUUAUAUUAAAAAUUUUUAUUAGGCUCUAAUGAAUUUGUAUCUGGAAGCAUUUAAAAAUAUUUAUAUUCUCAUUUUUUUCCCAUGUCCACUGAAUGAAAUUAUUUUUGCAGCAUGUUGCUGGCAACAUAGUAGAGAAUGAGAUUCGCCACAAAGAGAUACUGCAGAGCAGCUUUGAUCUACUUGGAGAACUCAUAAAAUUCAAUAUCGUGGCUUUUAAAGCUUUUGAUGCUAUACUCACUACGGAAGAAAAGUUUGAGAAGUUUGUCACCAUGGUUAAUAGAAAUCUUGUGGACUCAAAUAUGUUCAUCCGGAGCUUGAUUUUGUCACUAGAGCAUUUUAGAGCGGAAGGAUCUGAGAAAAGUAAAGAUAAUUGUAAUUUGUUUUAAAUUCUGGCUGGUGCUAAAGAUUUCCUACUUUCCAUUCACAAUUUUAUUUUUGACAAAUAUGAUUACCUAUCAAGAUUGUGUGGCGGAAAGGAAAAAAAUCAUCUCCUGUUAAGCUAAAGGAUGAUAUAUUCACACAAUUUGGUUAACUGUAAUGGUGAAUAAGAUGAAUUUAUUAAAAGGCCAUGGUUUUUAUAGCACAAAUGAAUUUAUUGUAAAAUGGGACUUGUUUGUGAAGUGGGAUAAAGAUGACUCAUGCAGUCAGCCACUAGGGGAUAGUUACAGAUCAUAAACUGGCUCUGGCUGAAUGAUUGGGGCCAAAGUUCCAGAGGGGUCUACAAGUCAGAACUAAAGGCUUGGGGAAAAGGUCUUGGGCUAUUUCAUGUGUAACUAUUUGGAAAAUGUCUGGUAAAAAAAAUAAUAUAGUAAUAUAGGUCUAAGUUAUGGUACAUCUAAAGAAACGCGUCAACACAUUAUGUUGAACCAUGAUCGUCACUUUUUCUAGCUCACGAUGUUGUGUCUUUCCCUAGAGAGUUGAAUAUGUUAAAGUUUUAAUGUUCUUUUUGCAAUUUAAUUUAAAGAAAAAUACAAGAAACCUUUUUUUUUUUUUCUUUUAAAUUUUAAAAUGCAUUGUUGCUUUUUUUUUUUUUAAAGGGGUGCAAGAAUUAUUUAAAUAAUAUUUACGGGAUGUGAAACUUCUAAAAAAAAUUUAUUUUUUUUUUUUUUUUUUUAAAUUUUUAAAUUGUUUUUUUUUUUUUUUUUUUUUAAAGGGGUGCAAGAAUUAGUUAAAUAAUAUUUACGGGAUGUGAAACUUCUAAAAAAAAUUUAGUGGGUGCAGAGUCAGGGAACACAAGUUAAUUUUGCUACCAACUAAAACAGACAUCUAAUUAGGUAGUAGACCGAUACACUAAAAACAACCAUUUUAAGUUUAAGAAGAUUUGAGAUAUGAAAAGUUCCAUUGAUCCCCCAACUAAUUGUUGGCUAGACUGAUAUAAUUUAUUUUAAAAAAUACUCUUUAACUUUUAAAAUAAUAAAAACAGAGUCAAGGAAUGAAACAAAUUCAUCGCUCAACUUAUAUCCACAGCACUAAAUUUUGUGGGAUCUGCAGACGGUGAGAAAGGUGAAAAAAGAGACAGCAAGCUUGUAGGCUAUAUAGGAGAUUUUUCACGGCAGCUUGAGUACCUCUAUAAACUUAUCAACAUCAUCAGUGUCCAGAACCUUACCCAGGAGAAUGUCAGCUGCCUCAAUACAACUCUAGUGUUUCUCAUGUUUGCAAACAAACGCAACCAGCUGCCCAAGUAUUUGCAGGCACUCAGGGAUGAACAAGAUGAUGCCUUGGAAAAUGUUAACGGAUCCUCGAGUAUUCUUCAAAAUUUUAGGUGAGAGAUUAAAUUGUUAGAAUUUAUUAUAACAAAUAUUGUUUAGUAAUGUAACAAGUGUUUGAGAUGGCAGGUCAUGAAGAUGCAGGUCGAGCUGUGUAGGAUGACCUAAAUAAAGCAGUGCCCUGCAACUGGUUGGCCACAAGAUGAAGCUAGGUAUGCCACCAACAAUGCCCCCUCAAGAGGAGUAAAAGCAAAUAGUUUAUUUGUGUAGGCACAUCACUAAGAAAAACCAAGCUGAUACUAAAAGGAGAUGGGUGGGUUAUUAGCAAGCUGUCUGACUUUUUCAGUAAAAUAUCACAGAGUAAGUGAAAGUUAAAAUAAGUCACACAGACCCAAAAAUUUUAAUAGUCCAACGAAAACAAUGAGGAAAGAAUGUGUUGACGUCAUCAACGUAAUUGAAUUUAAAGAAUCAUAAGAACCGACUAAUUCGGCUAGUCAACUAACACUGAAUCAACAUGACUUUGUAUGGUCAAUGUGGAGCAAUACAAUGUAAUCUGAUACCUUUUAGCAUUCCAUGCCUAUAUGGAUGAUAACAACAAUAUUCUGUUAUUUAGUAUAAAUGUUCUACUUGCUCUUGUCAAUUUCACAUAUAUUUCAUAUGUUCAAAUAUAAUUUUGCAUGUUUUUCCUUGUGUUGGGCUAUGGAUCCCUUGGAAAGGGCUGCUUACUAACCAAUCUGAUGUUUUGUUACAUUUGCUCUCACUUCCAGAGACCUAUUGAUAUUCUGGCAAGAUCAUUAUUUACACAAAGACAAAGAUUGCAGUGCCUUGGAAAAGGUAAAUAGAGCAAUUUUAAAAUUUAACAAUUUUUUUAGUCAAUCCAUCUUAAAAGUUUGUACUGGAAAUUCCUGUACUUAUCUUAAAAGUGUUUUCAUACAUUUUGCUUUUUAUUUGUUCUUGUUAUUGGAAUCAUAUAUUCAUAUUUGAGGGUGGGGGUAGGCUGUUGGGAACAGAGUACAAGUAAUGAUAAUAUCUCUCAUUUUGAUGUCAUCUUUUUAAAAAAUGUUCUAGUUCAUCAUGGUUUGUUUUAUCAUUAGAUAUUCUACUACUAUACAUUGGUGAACGUUUAAAAAUAAAAUUUUGUUGUUUUGAAUCAAUUUAUUAUAAGGAGGUUAGGUUGAUUUAUUAUUGAACACGAGAGUACACCCUACAGGAUUUUUAUGGGAAAUAAAUUAUUUAAAAGAUUUGGUUUCUUGACAGUGUUAGCCAAACUCACUGUUUUACAUUGCUGCAUUAUCUUUUCAUUUUUGAUUUUACACUACUUCUGCACACCUGCUUUCUGUUCUCUCUUAAUAUUUGUGAGGGAGUUGUGUCCAUCCUUUUUGCUUUCUUUCCUUUUACUUAUUUAAUCGGUAGAAUAUGUAAAAUUGACCUUGAAGAAAUCCAUUCGGAGUAAAUGGUGAAUAAUUGAACUUGGAAAUAGCUAUUUGAGAUGCUAUUUUGGUUUUUUCAAAGUGUCCAAAAUUUUUGACUCAUUUAGCUUUUGAUUCCAAGCUUACCUCUCUGUUUCAUGCAACAAACGGCACUCAAACACUGUUUCUAAUGCAUACUUAAAACAAUACAAUUUGUUGUUCUUUAGAGUCAUAGAUUAUCUGCUUCUAAGGUUAAUAGAUAACCCUAUCUGUUGCGAACCGAUUCUCCAAAUACUCUCCAAACAACACUCAAUCACAUUAUACAUUCAAGUCCUUAACUCUAACCUAAGCCGGAAAACCACUUAAAGCUAUGUGUUUUUUUUUUUUAAAUUUAUUCUUCUAAGUAGACAAAUUAUAUAAGAGCUUAGGCAUGGCUUUAAAAAGAGUUUGGUUGGUCAUAGUUCAUUCCAACUGUAUAACUGCCUUCUUUCAAAUUAGUCUAGCUAUUUCCUUUUUCUAGAUAUAAAGUGUGUGCACUUUCACUCAACAGAGCUCCAAAUUUGGUUGGUCAUAGUUCAUUCCAUCUGUAUAACUGAAAUCUUUCAAAUUAGUCGUAGUUAUUUCCUUUUUCUAGAUAUAAAGUGUGUGCACUUUCACUCAACAGAGCUCCAAAUUUGGUUGGUCAUAGUUCAUUCCAACUGUAUAAGUUAUAACUGAAUUCUUUCAAAUUAGUCGUAGUUAUUUCCCUUUCUAGAUCUAAAGUGUGUGCACUUUCACUCAACAGAGCUCCAAAUUUGGUUGGUCAUAGUUCAUUCCAACUGUAUAACUGAAUUCUUUCAAAUUAGUCGUAGCUAUUUCCUUUUUCUAGAUAUAAAGUGUGUGCACUUACACUCAACAGAGCUCCAAAUUUGGUUGGUCAUAGUUCAUUCCAACUGUAUAACUGAAUUCUUUCAAAUUAGUAGUAGUUAUUUCCUUUUUCUAUAUAUAAAGUGUGUGCACUUUCACUCAACAGAGCUCCAAAUUUGGUUGGUCAUAGUUCAUUCCAACUGUAUAACUGAAUUCUUUCAAAUUAGUCAUAGUUAUUUCCAUUUCUAUAUAUAAAGUGUGUGCACUUUCAUUCCACAGAGUUCCAAAAUCAGCUUUGCUUAUUGGAAGAUGACUGUCUCCAUGCUGGUAUCGGAUGACAAGAGUCUGCCAACGUCGGUAUCCUACUACAUUAACCCCUUGCCAAGUGACAGGACCAAUUAGCCACUGCGCCUUUCCUUCCAUACAUUGUAAAUAUGGUCUUUGUACAUAACUCCGGGAAUGAAAGCCGCUCUUGGUAUUAUUUAAGUCAUUUUUUAAAAAAUAAAUCUUAAUGUCAAUGUUAAAUUUUACUGUAAGGAAAGAAUUCGAAUGAGAUUCCAUUUGAUCAGAAUAGGACAGUUGGUGUCACGGCUAUAUUUCCUUCUGCAAGUUUAAAGAGCCAUAAAAAAAUAUGUUAUGUAAAUAUCUUAGAAAACAUUGUAAUGACCUGACCUAAAUAAGUUCAUGACCUCUCAUGGGUUUGAAGAACACUAUUGAAAAUGUUUUGUUUAUAAUGACAUAAGCCUUUAUACAAGAGGCUGACAUUACUGCCAGUGAUGUCUCUUUGAAAUGACACUCAUUGCUUUGUUGCUCCAUUAUGGACUAUGCAAAAAUGGACAUGAAGCUUCACCACGUUCUUAAAUGUGAGGCUUGUCUAAAAAUAUUUAGUCUAUAUUGUUUGGAAACACUGUUACAUCGCUUUCAUCAGUGAAUUGUAAAUUCAUUUCAGAAUUUUAAAAAAAUCAAGCCAUAUUUGCAUAUCCUCAGUAAGAGGAACAAAUGAGAUGGAUUUUUAAAUUAAAAAAAAAAUAUUCCAUAAAAGAUUAAUAACCAAAUGAUAAA
This is a messenger RNA of Lymnaea stagnalis (great pond snail), 20667 nucleotides long. The record is from the annotation of a GenBank genome assembly. Lineage: Eukaryota; Metazoa; Mollusca; Gastropoda; Lymnaeidae.